Molecule: messenger RNA, 483 nt
Organism: Drosophila teissieri
Lineage: Eukaryota; Metazoa; Arthropoda; Insecta; Diptera; Drosophilidae
Exons: 2
Coding region: 103-378 (91 amino acids)
Source: RefSeq, a predicted model, not a curated record
UGAAAUUCGUAAGUGGCCAAUAUUUAAGAAUGUUCCAAAAAUAUAACAAGUCUAAAAUAACAAUUACAAAAGUCAAACGAAAAGACGUGUACUCCAAAUAAAAUGAUUUUCGCCGUUGUCCUGUGCGCCCUGUUCGCCGCCGCUGCUGCCAGUCCUGGUCUGCUGGCCUACAACGCCCCCCUGGCAUACUCCACCCCCCUGGCUUACAGCUCCCUGCCAGCUGCCGCCCCCCUCGCCUACACCGCCGCCUACACCUCCGCCUACGCCCCCUACGUCGCCCCCUAUGCCAGCAGCUACAGUGCCCACAGUGUGGCCCACAGCGCCGCCCUGCCCGCCGUUUAUGCCGCCGCCCCUGUGGCCACCAUCCUCAAGAAGUGAGAUGUCCCCGGAUGCCGAAGGGAUCCUGCAAGGAUGCCGCACGUGUCCAGCAGACAUCGUCACUGCCGCUGCAAAAGAUACAGAUACAAACAGAGAUGGAGAUAC